GCGGCUUGUCCUGGAAUAACACGAGUGGGUCACGAAUGCCGCUCUCUUAUCUCGCGACGUUCCACGGUGUGCUCGCUCCCAUUGAGUUGGAGGCAGCUGGGACCAUCUACACGUCUGUCGUCUGUCUGUGUCUGCUUGUCGUCGGCGUUCAGAGCGCCUCUGUGACUGACCUGUCCAGUCUGAAGCAGCUUCUCGGUCAGCCUCAGACGUUCACGUGCACCCCGACAUGUGGCGCCGGUCAGUGCUGUGUCCACUUCUACACCCCCGUCCACGGGCGCCGACAGGUGCUGCAGCCCAUUGACUCCUCCCUGCUGCAGAACACCCACCCCGCAAUAACGACCAUGUGCAAGACGGUCCCGACGUCCGGGGGCAAAUGUCUUGUGCGGAACCCCGGGGAGUGGUGCGACUGCCACCCAGGCCUCACCUGCCAACCAAAUGGCAAGUCGGGACUUGACGCCUAUUUCGGCACAUGUGUCUAACUACUGAUGUCUACACGUGGCUUACUACCGAUGUCUACACGUGGCUAACUACUGCUGUCUACAGGUGGCUAACUACUGCUGCCUCCGCGUGUCUAAACUACCGGUUUACUGCUAUUCUGAGAGUGUCAGUAAUUAUACAUAUUUUUAUUUGGCAUAAAAGUGGUGUCAGUUAUA
Molecule: messenger RNA, 653 nt
Organism: Haliotis rufescens (red abalone)
Lineage: Eukaryota; Metazoa; Mollusca; Gastropoda; Lepetellida; Haliotidae
Exons: 2
Coding region: 36-479 (147 amino acids)
Source: RefSeq, a predicted model, not a curated record